UAGCGUAGAUUGUGUACAGGGCUGUAGCUUAUGAGUGAUAGGGAGGAACAGCAACCGGAUGACCGGAUCUUGCGAUCGGCAAGGCGCCCAGUAGCCCAUUUGGCAUUAGGACUAGAGGACGACAGACAUCUGUUCCGCCAGCUUAGGGAGAGGCAGCAGCAGCAGCGGAGGGCUAGAGCAGCAGAGCCUAGCAGGGCACUUGUGAGUGAAGCCGCAGCUUCAGAAGCCAUGGCCACCGCAGCGCAACAGUCCACUCAGGCCGGUAGUUCAAGGUCUGUUGGGUCAAUGGUCGCGCAGACCCAGAGUCAGUCCACUGGUGUCAUGGCGAGCCAGCCACUGGUGUUAACUCCCAAUGAGAUCGCCAUACAACAAGCAGCAAUUCAGGAGGCACAGCUACAGAAGGCGUUAGGAGAAAUAAAAGUGGAGAAAGACAGAAUGAUUAAAAGAAGAGCCAGGAUGCAACAUAGACAAGCGGACGUUAGCGAGUUAGAGGAGAUGGACCUGACGAACGUGACUGAUGAUGUGAGACUCGUACGGUCUCUCCUGCUGAAUGUAGUUGAGAUGACUGAUGAUGUGAGACUCAAGUUGGCUAAGUCCACCUAUGAGAAGAAACUCUAUGCGGUUUACAAGGCUCUGACCCAUUGGACGCACUAUCUCCUUGGGAGGUUCUUCAUCCUCAGGACUGAUCAUCAGACCCUGAGAUGGAUGAGAACUCAGCCUGUACUCUCUGACGCCCUCAAGCGUUGGAUCGAAGUCAUACAACAAGGUGUUGAUGCCUUGUCGCAUAGACCUGAUUUCUUAGGCGCGCUGAUUACUGAGUUCGAUCUGACGGACAGUGUUACUCAGUCUUUGGUGGAAGCCUAUCGCGAGGAUCAGUUCAUGUCUGAGAUCAUACGCAGACUUGAGGCGAAGGACAAGAAGACUUCUGCCGUGUUUGAAAUGGUCAAUGGCUUGCUGUUCCUUGAGAAGGAAGGGAAUAAACGAUUGUGUGUCCCAAAUAGCGAGUCUUUGCGUAGUUUGUUCUUAGGUGAGUGCCAUGAUGCCACCGGCCAUUUUGGGUACAAGAAGACCGCAGCCAAUCUGCUGCAGCGUUUCUGGUGGCCCACGAUGAUGCAAGAUGCCCAGCUGUACGUGGAGACUUUUCAAGUUUGUCAAAGGGACAAGCCACGCACUCAGGCUCCUCUUGGGCUCUUGAAGCCCCUUCCGAUUCCGGAACGGCCUGGUGAGAGUCUGUCCAUGGAUUUCAUGGAUACUCUAAUCACCAGCAAGAGUGGGAUGCGUCACAUCUUCGUCAUCGUGGAUAGAUUUAAGUUUGCCUACAGAAAUGAACAGAGAAUGCAGCAGGCGGUAGAGCAGAUGCAGAAGGCACAGGCAGCAAUGAUAGAGUUUGAGAACAGACACCGCCGACCUUCUACCUUUCAGGUUGGGGACAGAGUUUGGGUAAAGUCCUCAGAACUGGGACAGGAGUACGGGAUUUCCCGUAAACUCAUGCCACAAUACUUUGGACCAUGGGAAGUCUUAGAUAUUGUCGGGACUGAUCCAGAUGGGCCAUCUUAUGUAAUCCGAAUCCCAGGUCAUCUUCGUACUUACCCCGUCUUUCACGCCUCCAAACUUGCACCAUUCAAAGAAACUGAUCAGUUUCCAUCUCGCCGCUCAAUGCUGCCCCCAACCAUGGAUGGAGAGGUGGACAUCGAUGAUAUCGUGGACCACACAGAGCUGCAGUUAUCAAGACCAACAGGCAGGGGACGUCCUCCCAAAUCGAAGCUGCAGUACCUCGUUCGGUUCCAACUUCAUACUGAUCCCAAGGAGGACCGAUGGUUUACCAGGGAUGAACUCAUGCAGACCGCUCCACAAGUGGUAGCCCACUAUGAGAAAUCUCUGCAGAAAGGAAAGCGCCCGAUGGUCGAAGACUGAGCUUCUUAGAGGACUGUUGAAGCCAAGGAGGAGGGAAUGCGAGGCCACUGCCUCUACGAGCCCCAUUCAG
This is a messenger RNA of Chara braunii, 1984 nucleotides long. Lineage: Eukaryota; Viridiplantae; Streptophyta; Charophyceae; Charales; Characeae. The record is from the annotation of a GenBank genome assembly.